Parnassius apollo (apollo) is the source of this 2682-nucleotide messenger RNA. NCBI's taxonomy places the organism in Eukaryota, Metazoa, Arthropoda, Insecta, Lepidoptera, Papilionidae. The record is from the annotation of a GenBank genome assembly.
AUGUAUUCAAGGAGAAUUCUUGGGGUUUUCUAUAUAUCAUAUUGUAUUCUUCAGUUAACAACUGCAGCUGAGACUUCAGCUCAAAUGCAGCCCCCGCGUUUUAGUAUGCAACCUUCAUCCUUAAACAGCAUCGUUCGAGAGGGCACCACGAAAAUUUUACAGUGCUCGGCAGUGGGUAUUCCACAGCCAAUCUACAGGUGGUUAAAAAAUGGCGUUCCACUGGGUGAAUUUUCGUCAGAACUCUUCUACAAAAUUCACAAUACACAGCGUCAAGACGCGGGCGCCUACCAAUGCAUAGCGAAAAAUGACGUUGGAGCUAUUUUCAGUGAAAAGAACAAUAUUGUCGUGGCGUAUAUGGGGGUGUUCGAAAACAACAUUGAACAAGAAGUUACAGUCGAGUCGGGCAAGGCUGCCAUCUUGAAUUUUCCGCACAUAGAGUCGGAGCCACCUCCUUCAGUCAUAUGGCAGGACGAAAAUGGCGAAAAUGGUGUAUUAAGAUAUGAUCAAAAAUAUGCCAUCACUGAUAAACAUCAACUCGUGAUUUUAUGUGCAUCUAAGGAAGAUGUAAGGUCUUACAGAGCUCGUGCUAUAAACACUCAAUUAGGAAAAGUAGAAAAUAGCCCAUAUAUAAAACUGAAUGUUUAUGGAGACGAUAAUAAAGAAAUAGCACCAGAAAUAAUUAUAAAACCUCAAGAUACAAAAAUUAUUAAAGGUCAGGAGUAUAGAAAUAUUUUUUGCAUUGCUAACGCGAGGCCACUGCAUGAAUUGGAGACAUUAUGGUUUAAAGAUGGUAUACUAAUUGAUUUAGCUGGAAUCACGUACGAUUUGAACGACCAAUGGAAUAGGACACUUAGUCUUAUAUCUGCCAACUUGACGCAUACGGGACAGUAUACUUGUCAGGCUAGAUUAAAAACUGGAGGAUUCGCGACUGUAACGGCGUCAGCUACAGUUACUGUAUAUGAAAAACCAACUAUGUUAUCUAAUCUUAAAUCUGAAACCUAUGGUGAAUUUGGAAGCACUAUUGUAUUGGAAUGCAACGUGGAAGGUAUACCAUUACCUAGUAUCACAUGGUAUAAGGACGCCAAGAAGAUUGCGAGCGUCGGUGCUGGAGCAGGAGAGGCCGACAAUAGCGAUGUGGAUGACGGAGCAGGCAGGUAUAGAGUGGAAGUCGAUCGAUCGCUUAUCAUAAGCGAUUUGAAAAUGGAAGAUAUGGGAAUAUAUCAAUGCAUUGCAAGUAACGAAGCUGGCGAGUCCUCUAUAUACACUUGGUUGAAAAUUAAAACGUCCCCGCCAGUAAUGCAGAGCGCCCCAUCGAACCUCACUGUGCUGGACGGAAAGGACGCCACCAUCACCUGCCGAGCUAUCGGCGCUCCCACUCCAAACGUCACCUGGUACUUCAACGAUUCGCUAAUAAUAAAGCUGUCUGGCAGGCUGCAAGCCUUGGAUGAAGGAGAUCUGCUAAUUACUAGUACAACUACUGCCGACAGCGGGAAGUACACCUGUAUCCGCGCGAAUGAUGCAGGAAAUGUUUCUGGAGAAGCUUACCUUACUGUACUCGUGAGGACUCAGAUCAUUGCGCCGCCAGUUGACACCCGUGUGCUGCUGGGUCACACGGCGACUUUACAAUGCAAAGUCUCGAACGACCCCAACGUCAAGUACAAUAUCGACUGGUUCCAUAACAAACACGACUCUAACAGAUUCGAUCACAAAAGCGAUACUAAAAAAAUGGAUGAUAAAUUAAAACCAAUUAUUGAAGAAAAUCUGUAUCUAAAAAAUGAAGUGGAGAUAUUAAAUGAGAAGGUAAAACGUCUGGAACUUGGAAAAAAGGAGAACAAUUUGAUAUUCUACGGCUUCAAGGAGUCGACUGAAAAUAUUAACAUAGCAGAAAUGGUAUCAAAAACUUUAAAUGAUUCGGAUACUGAAAUUCGUAAAUCAGAUAUUAAUAAAGCAUUUAGAAUUGACAAGGUAAAAGGAGAAGCACGCCCGAUUUUAGUUAAUAUGCUAAAUGAAUGGAAGAGAAACGAAAUUUUGCGAAAUAAGAAAAAGCUACCAAAAAAUAUUUACGUAAAUGAAGAUUUCAGCAAAGAUAUUUUAGAAAAGAGGAGAGAACUCAUACCUCAGCUGAAGGAAGAACGAAGAAAGGGACGUAUAGCAUUUAUAAAAUAUAACAAACUGGUUGUGAAGGGCGAAACAGGAGGAAUCAAAAAAGCUUUAAAAGAACUAAAAGAGACAAAAACCUGGGUACCAAAUAUUAAAAAUAAAGCAGGAAAACAGGAAACGACAAGAAGAGCUAUAAUACAGACAGCAACUGAUUUUUUUAGAAAACUUUAUGCAGCAGAACAAAGUACCCAAGAUAUAACUAUAAAUCUCGAUGACGAUGACGACUUAGAAGACAUACCAGUUUUUCUACAAUCAGAAAUAGAAAAAGCUGUCAACAGUCUUAAGAACAAUAAGGCACCCGGAGCAGAUCAGAUUACAAAUGAAAUGAUCAAAACCUCAGUUAUGUCACCGGAAAAGCUAAGAAAACUCACAGAAAUAUAUAACUUCAUUUUAAGCACGGAAUGUAUACCAUCUCAAUGGACGAAGAGCACAAUCAUACUAUUACACGAAAAAGGAGAUAGAAACGUAAUUCAAAACUACAGGCCUAUAAGCUUCGUCGAAUAUUUACAAAGUUUUCUCUAA